AUGAGCAAGUGGAAUGCCAACAGCUACAUCCUGAGUGUUUGUCUCUUGAUCUGCGAGUAUGUGCGCCAGCAGCAGCAGGAUGUCAAGCGAACCGGUUCUGGUGACGACUCGGUGGCUUCUCUGGUCGACGCCUCACCUGUGCAGACUCCAGAUCCCGCUCCAGUGGUAAGCAGACAGUCGCUGAAUGCCCUGGCGCGUUUCUUGACUCUCGAGAUUCAGCAUCCCAAGAUUAUGACGAAUAAGAGGUUUACGGCUCUUCAUAAGUUGUUGCGACGCUUGGAAAUUAAUCUGGACAAUACCAAGGACUUUGAGCAACUAUCGUGGCAGGUUGUGAGUAUUUUGACCACAAUCGAGAGCCCUGACGACGUGUGGAACACAGUGGAACAGAUCUCCGAGUGUGUGGCGCCGUUGCAGAUCUCCCAAGAAGACGGAGAUGAGGACAUGGACGUGGACUCGGCCAGCUCGACCCUCGUCCGCACGAGUCUAUUCGGUGUCUUUGUCCGUGGCUUCUUGCUGGCGUUGAACCGCCUUCUGUUUGACGGUCUGUCGAGGCUUUUUGAUGAUGUACAGCAGUAUCUGGAGGAGUUUCGAGCAGAAUUACAGACGGAAAAGAAGGUGGCAAAAGAAGAAGACGAAGAGGACAUUGCUUUGGAGCUUAUCGGGUCACCUGCGUCGCAGCAUUUAUGGAAGGAAAGUAACAUGGCGGACGACGGGCUACUGUUGUCGCCAAUCCAAUUGGCAAGUGCCACUACUCCAUCGAUUAAUAUGCGUCAGAGCACGAUGAAAACUCGAGUGAGCAUGAACCUCGACUCGCACGUUUUGUCGGAGAAGUCAUUGGAAAAGAAAGCUGUUCGAGUAGAGAAUGACCCGUCGGUCUGGUCGACAGACCAGCUGCAUUAUGUGCUGAGUGACAUGGUGCGUGAGAUGGAGGGAGGACGAAGCUUGCAGCGACAUGGCUUGCAGCAAGAGGACGAUCUGUUGACAACAGAUCAGCGACGCUUGCCUCUCGAAACUAUGAACGGAUCAAACCCCAAUGUGCUUUUUGUUCGGUACUUAUCUUUUCUACGCGAUCGGGACUAUCAGGGCGCCCUCGACAGCUUGCAUCACUACCAUGAUGUGCUUUCCCCACGGCAAGGCCCUUGCUUAAGCGACAACAACGGUGGUGACGGCACUACUUUCGCGCCUGCAGGAGGUGCCAGGUUGCAUUACCGAGGAAGUGGCAUUCAGUACGCGGCAUUGAAUCUGGCAGGGCUCCAGAUUGUGUUUGAUCAUCACGCUGCAGCAGCAGAAAGUAUACAAGAAGCAAUCCGGGUUGCUCAGCAUCACGGAGAUCACAUCUGUGUGGCAUUUGCGCUCGCAUGGAUGAUCCGAAUCAAGCAGAGAGCCGGGACAUCAAAAGGUGAAGUACUGCAGCUUGUUGGCAGCUGUUUGGAUCGUGCCAAAGAGUUGCGUCUUCCUACUCUCCAUAUUCUGGCGACGCUAGCGGAGGUGGAGAGCGAUUUGAUGCGCUGCGGCUCAGCUAGCAGACCUGAGAUAGUCGGAUCAGCGUCGCAGUUUGUCCCACACAUUUUUGCUGCCCAUGCGCCGUCACCUCGACCGCUGCACAUAUGGUCACGCUUGCGCAAAACAUUGCAAUCGAUAGCGACGGUAGCGACACCGCCUACUAGCUUAUUACCAAAAAACGGCCCGCGAGCAAUAAAUGCGCUGCAAAUGCCAAAUGGUACAGGAUCUCAUUUCCGUGACCAACGAAGCGGCAAUGGUAUGUGCUGGGUCAAGUCUGCCGAGGCCGUUCUUGACACUGUUUGGAAUCUGAGUGGAAAAGUGACGCUGGUAACCGCGACUGGGUGGGGUAUGUUUGGUCAUCGCUCUUUGGAGAAAGUAUUUAGCCGCAUGCAUUCAUUGUACUACGGAGACUCAGCUGGCACCGAUGUAAUUGCGCUACUGGUGAGUAAGAUGGCGAUAUCUGACCUCGCACAUACUGAAAAGGGUGUGAUUGUGUACGUGCGGGCACUUGAGUUCCUCAUGAGUGUUGCUGCAGACGAGAAUGGCGGUGGGGAUAAACGACACUUGCUGAAGAAUGCGACGUAUCAGAGAGCACUGCAUCAUCUAUUGUUCUUGUGGGCGCUUGACAGAAGUGAAUUUGCGCGCGCGGAUGUUCAUUUGAGUGCGAUGCUCGCGUUGUCUCCUCCAGGUAAAGAUUUCCCUGCUUAUCUGGAGGCGACUAUGUUCCAAGCAAAUUUGUUGACUGCGCUUGGUGACUAUACUCGAAGCCUGGAACUGCUAGAGAGCCUAGAGGUGACGUGCAGUGAACAAGGUAUCGCCUAUCUGUAUGCCCAGGUUUUAAUGGCUAUCAGUCGAACCCGCGUACGAGCUGCAGCGCCUCAUGCACCAUUUGCGCCACUGAAUGUGCUGCUCAAGAGCAUAGAUGUUUGCCGGAGCCACCAUUUUGAUCUUUUAUUAGCGGAAGCCCACGUUAUAAUGGCCGAAAUGUACAUCGCGAUGGGAAAACUACAAGAUGCGUAUUCUUUGAUGAAUGAUCAGAUGCCUCUUGUGAUGGAGAAUGGCAGCGUCAGUCUACGUGGCGAGUGCUUACUCGUACUAGCAAAGACAAUGGUUGCAAGCAUUAAGCAAUCCGAGAAGUGUGCAGAUGCGCUCGAUUCUGCUGCGAAUGAAGCCAUUGAAACGCUUACUGCAAGCUCAGAACUGUUUUCGCAAGUGCAAAACGUGCGGCGACUGAAGGAAGUAUGCUAUAUGCAAUCGUUAGUCUAUCAUCACAUGGCGCUUCAAGCGAAACGACGGGGCAGCGAUGCGACCGCAUUCUGCACAAGUCGAGAGAGCGCAGCUGCUGCCUUUUUGAAGUUCAGUUCCCAGCUAGAUCGAGCCGCUGUUUUUACCAUCGAGCCGUUUUUCGACCUGCAAAGUGUUGCUACUAUUCGGCAAGUGGUCGCCCAUCGUUCGGCUGAGCUCUAG
Molecule: messenger RNA, 2970 nt
Organism: Peronospora matthiolae
Lineage: Eukaryota; Oomycota; Peronosporomycetes; Peronosporales; Peronosporaceae
Source: the annotation of a GenBank genome assembly